This is a messenger RNA of Aspergillus steynii IBT 23096, 2817 nucleotides long. RefSeq names its product Mechanosensitive ion channel family. Gene Ontology annotation, molecular function: calcium ion binding; calcium channel activity. Bases 1 to 2817 code for a protein of 938 amino acids. The transcript has 2 exons. The record is from RefSeq and is a predicted model, not a curated record. Gene Ontology annotation, cellular component: membrane. Gene Ontology annotation, biological process: intracellular calcium ion homeostasis; calcium ion transmembrane transport. Lineage: Eukaryota; Fungi; Ascomycota; Eurotiomycetes; Eurotiales; Aspergillaceae.
AUGUCAACCCCCGUGGAGGAGAUUCCAGCUCCCAAAUAUCCCGAAGAGAAGAAGAAAGACAAGACCGGCGAACCCCAAGUUUCUGAUGAUGGCACCUACGUCAACGAGUCCAAUGAUGGCUAUGGAAACCAUCUUCGAGUGAACACCGCCCACGAUGAUCUAGAUAGAACGGCAUUGCGGUCCCCUUCGGCCUCCAGGGAGCAAGCCAUGCGCCUCGAAGACGAUCUUGCGGUUCUUGAAGCAGAGCGUGUGGCUUCUCGCUCGACCCGGGAAGAGAAUGACAAGGAGAACGGAGGAGAGGAUGCAGGAGACAACCACUCUAUCUCUCGAACUCGUUCGCGUCGCUCCCAAAACGUGGAUGAAUUCGACGAGGCAACCAACCCACUGCACGAGAAAGCCGCCGUCUACAACCCGCCGGAAAACCCCAACACCAGCUUUGCCAAAUUCAUCAAAAAACUCCACGAGUCUAGCUUUAUCGUUCGGUACCUCACGUAUAUUGUGCCUCUCGUCGUCAUCCUGCUCAUUCCUUUGUUGGUCGGUGCUUUGGCUUUUCCCGAUGCCAACGUGGGAGGCGUUCAGCUGCUCUGGUUCUCGGUCUGGCUAGAAAUCGUCUGGUUGACACUGUGGGCCGGAAGAAUUGUGGCCAAACUACUCCCUAUCCCCGUGGGAAUUCUUGCUAGUGUUUUCACCAACAAUGCGAAGAAAUGGCGCGAUGUGGCCAAGCAAUUGGAGCUUCACGCCACUCUUUUCUUCUGGUGGCUGGGGGUGGAAAUUUCUUUCCUACCCACCAUGAAAAGCCAUCACGUUGAUGGCAGCAAGCGCACUCGAAGCUGGGAGAAAACCGUCAACACCAUCAUCAUUGCCAUCUUCGUUUUCGUCAUUCUCAACCUCAUCGAAAAAUUCAUCAUCCAGUUGAUUGCCAUCAGUUUCCACACCCGGACCUACGCCGAUCGCAUUGAGAUCAACAAGUUCCAGAUUGGUAGCUUGACCAAACUGUACGACUUCUCUCGGAACAAGCUUGCCGACGAUGAGGAUUAUCAAGAGGGACAGGAGAAGGAAAACACCGGAACCAAGACUCCUUUGCACUAUGCAGGAAAGGCCCAGCGGGUCGCCAAGGGUGCUCUGAACAAGGUUGGCGACGUGGCAGGCGCAGUGGCGGCGGAUUUCACCGGCCGGAAAGCCACCAACAGCACGCACCCCUAUCAGGUCGUUUUGACCCUUCUGCGCACCACAACCGGUUGCCAAGUCCUUGCGCGCCGCCUGUACCGCACGUUCGUGCGCAACGGUUUCGAUACGGUUUUCUCGGGUGAUUUGAAGGAGGCUUUCGACAACAAUGACGAGGCGGAUGCCGCGUUCAUCAUGUUCGACAAGGAUAUGAACGGUGACAUCUCCAUGGAUGAGCUGGAGGCCGUCUGCGUUGAAAUUGGACGUGAGCGCAAGUCCAUCACUGCGUCCCUGAAGGAUCUUGACUCCGUGGUGUCGAGGCUGGAUAAUGUCUUCGAGUUCUUCGUGGUCGUGAUUGCCAUUAUCGUUUUCCUUUCCCUCAUCUCGACCUCCGCCGCCGGUGUGCUUACAUCCGCCGGUUCCACCGUCCUCGCCUUGUCCUGGCUUUUCUCUGCCACUGCGCAGGAAUUCCUUCAGUCGGUCAUCUUCGUUUUCGUCAAGCACCCAUUCGAUGUCGGCGAUCGUGUCACGAUUUACGGUAACGCCGGUGAUGCCGGUCUGGGUGACGACUACUUUGUCAAGCAAAUCUCGCUACUCUACACUGAGUUUAAGAAGAUGCAGGGUCACAUCGUCCAGGCACCCAACAGUUACCUCAACGGCCUUUUUAUUCUCAACCAGCGCCGAUCCGGAGCCCUCGCCGAGGCAAUCCCCAUCGUCAUCAAGUACGGCACGACCCUCGAGCAGAUCGAUGCUCUCCGCCAGCGCCUUCUCGAAUUUGUCCGAAGUGAACGUCGCGAGUUCCAAACCAACAUCCUUACUGAGAUGCGUCAAGUGACCGAGAACUUCUCCGUGACCCUCAACGUCGUCUUCUUCUACAAAUCCAACUGGCAGAACGAAGGUCUCCGUCUGCAGCGCCGCAACAAGUUCAUCUGCAUGCUCAUGAUCGCCUUGCAGGAGAUUGGCAUCGAGGGCCCUCGCAUGAACCUCCAGGGUGCGCGGGUCGACAUUCCGCUCCAUGUCACCGGUAUGGGCAAUCAGCUGGGUUCCAGCAACGACAGCCGUCCUCCGCCUACGCCCCUGAGCGAGCGAGGCGACGUGGGCGACAACUCCAGCUUCACCUCCGGCGCCCUCCGCCACCCGUCAAUCCUCCGGAAAGGUGCAGCCACCGCCGCUGCCCGAGCCCGUGGCGACACCAUGCAAUCCCGCAAGCACGUCGACUUCUCGCUGGGUAUGCGCGAUGUCUCCUCCGGCGAUGUGAUGGGUGACGUCUUCGAAGACCGCACCCAACGAGUCGACGACGUUGUCCGUUUCGCCAACCGUGAGAAUGCCGAACGUCGCAUCCAGGAAGAAGAGGAAGAAGAGGCCGAGCGUCGAAGCCGUACCUCUUCGUCUCGCUCCAGACCUCGUGGCAACUCCAAUCUCAGCGUUCCCUCCAACCACGAAGGCCGCCGGUCGACCGAAUCGCAGGGCGGACACAGCAUCGCUUCCUCGAUCAGCCGCAACCGCUUCUUCCGCCACCGCAACAGUCUCAACAGCCGCGAGCACGAAGAUCUCGCCGAGCAGGGACGCUUCGAGCAAAACGACGCGCUGACUCAAAUCCGCACGGCCUCGCCCUCCGGCAGAAGCCGUCAUUCGGAACAACAGCCACGGUAG